Molecule: messenger RNA, 3444 nt
Organism: Mucor velutinosus
Lineage: Eukaryota; Fungi; Mucoromycota; Mucoromycetes; Mucorales; Mucoraceae
Exons: 14
Coding region: 1-3444 (1147 amino acids)
Biological process (GO): sterol metabolic process; carbohydrate metabolic process
Molecular function (GO): hexosyltransferase activity; UDP-glycosyltransferase activity
Source: RefSeq, a predicted model, not a curated record
AUGGAUACUGCUAAUCACAAUGUACUGCAGUUUGUAUCAGCUGCUGCCCAAGUUUUCGAGACACAAGAAGUAGAAGACAUGAAAGGCUCAACUAGCGACUUACGCUGCUCAACCGAAGCCCUUUUAACCAACAGCAGCGCUUGGGAUAUUCCAGACACACAUACAGAUCAUGAUACCGAUACCAAAGUUACGUCAGAGAAACCAGACGUGAUCCGAGAGCUAUUAGCAGAAGCUACAGGCGCAAAGAUAGAGGAAUCCGUGACAGCAUCCUCGAGCGAUUCAUCCGUAGCAAACGAUGCAAGCAUAGAGGACAAACUAAAGAGCGUAUUCCAUCUUCCAGCAAAAGAAUCACUAAGAGGAGAAUGGCCAUGCUACAUUGUUCAGUCUGCCAUCGUGCCUGGCUUUAUGUAUCUUACGGACAAUCACAUUUGCUUCUAUGCUUCGCUGCCCAAAAGCCAACUUGUUUUCCACAAAUCUGGCUAUUUACAACUGAAAAAAGCCGGCAAGAUGAAGAGCACAUUUGAACGCUUCUUUUUUGAUGUAAAUGACGAUGUGCUGACUUGGUUUGAGAGUUCCACAGAUUCUUAUUCACCGUUGGGGAAGAUUGAUCUAAAAUACGCAAUUGCUGUGCGUCAAUCCACCAAGAGAAAGUACGGAUUUCGAGUAGUGACAAUGAACAAGACAUGGCAUUUUCAGGCGGAUACAAAUGCAGCUGUAAUAGAGUGGACGAAUGCUCUUCAAAAGGCUAUAUUUAGGGCCAAGAAUAAUGGCAGUAGUUUAAAGAUCACAUUACCGUUUGAAAAUAUACUGGAUAUCGAGCAAACAGAGGCAUUUGAAUUCCAAAAGUUCCUCAAGAUCAGAGCAGUGGGCAUUGACGAUAGCUUUGUGAUGGACGAGUAUUACUUUGCCUAUUUCUCGGAUAUCGAGACGACAUUCAAGCGGCUGAAAUUGGCAUGGGAGGGUUAUUCUCGUGAUACAGCAGCAGCAUCAGGAUCCGACAAGUUACAUGCACUCACGUCAGAUCAUGAUUCAACCAACAACUCACCUUCUCUAUCAAUAUCAGACUUGUAUGAUGCCGAUUCGCAGCCUAUCAUGAUUCCAGCAGCAUCGUCAGCGGGAUUUAUACCUGCACCCAAAAGAUCCAAUUCAGUAGUCGCUAAUGCGCUUGCUGUACCCGGUGCAUUGAAAGAUUUUCUGUACCCAUCAGCAUCAUCUAGCAAAUCCACAGCAGCAUCUGAUAAAUUACAGGAAUCUUCCAGUUCAGACGACGACGAUCAAUCCGUGGGCUGGUUACAUGGGAAGCGUCGAUCUGGCAUGAAGCUAGUGUACGGACUUCUGGGAGGCAACACCAUGGAGGGUAGUCCAUCCACUGCUUUAGCAAUAGAUGAUGAAGACGACGACGAAGAGGGGGAGGAAGAUGACGAGGAGGAGCAUUAUAGAUUAGAUACGGUCAGUAGCCCACGUGCAGACGAGGCAGAAGUUCUGGAUGACCGUACCAUGACCAAUUUUCAAAAGUAUUUCAUUUUGCCGGAAUCAGAGAAAUUAUUAACAGUCUAUCGAUGCUCAUUGAUGAAGACAUUACCAUGCUACGGAAAAUUGUACAUUUCCUCCAACUACAUUUCGUUCAAUGCCAAAGGAUUUGCUACCAAGGCCAAGAUGAUCAUCCCUUUCCUGGACGUCAUUCGCAUACAAAAACUGAGAAGCAGAGGCUACAUUUUCCAUUCGCUCAGCAUCCUUACGCAGACCAAGAAAGAAAUUUACCUCGAAUUUUCAUCCAUUACACGAAGAAACAGCUGCUUUGCUAAGCUCUUUUUGCAGCACAAAAGAGCGUUGGAGAGCCAAACGGAGCCAGAUAAAGCCGAAAAGAAAAUUAAGGAUUGGGAAGUCAGACUGAUGGAAGACGAGCAAAAAGACGCUAUUGGCCGAGUGGUGCCCAAUGAUGCUAGUUUGCCAGUGCUAUCUCGCCAGCAAACUGAAACGAUUGUGUACAAGAAGCCUGAAAAGUCGCUGCAUUUUACUUGUAUCACGAUUGGCACGCGGGGCGAUGUUCAACCAUAUAUUGCGCUGUGUAAGGGUUUAAUGAAGGAAGGACAUUGCUGCAGAAUUGCUACGCACGAUGAAUUUAAAGACUGGAUAGAGGAGCACGGCAUAGAAUUUAGAACUGUAGGUGGUGACCCAGGAGAGCUUAUGAGGAUUUGUGUUGAGAACAACUUUUUCAGCGUUAAUUUUGUUGUGGAAGGUCUUCGUCUGUUUAAAGAUUGGAUCGAUGAAUUGCUUACUCUAUCAUGGAAGGCUGUCCAAGGCACAGAAAUCAUCAUUGAGAGCCCCAGUGCAAUGAUUGGCGUUCAUAUGGCAGAAGCAUUGCAAGUUCCUUACUUUAGAUCAUUCCCCAUGCCAAUGACUCGCACACGAUCCUUCCCUCACCCAUUUGCCACUCCCAACAACCCUAAAGGCAGACUAUACAACGAUAUGACCUAUGUCCUAUUUGAUCAUGCUGUUUGGAGAGCCAUUGCUGCACGCACAAAUUCAUUCAGAAAAACAACACUAGGAAUACCAUCAACAAGCUACGAGAAGCUGGAAGUAUGGAAGAUCCCCUAUCUGUACUCAUUCAGUCCGAGCAUUGUGCCCAGCCCACUGGAUUGGCUAGAUUGGAUACAUUGCACUGGAUAUUGGUUCCUGGAUAACCCACAAACAGGAUGGACGCCUGAUCCAGACCUCAAGGCAUUCAUCGAAGCUCAGGACACCAGGCCUAUCGUGUACAUUGGAUUUGGAUCCAUCAUUGUGUCAGACCCUGUGGGUAUCACGCGUGUUAUCAUUGAAUCCGUGUUGUUAUCCAAUGUCAGGGCAAUUGUAUCAAAAGGUUGGUCGUCUCGUCACAAGCAAGGUGCGGUCAGUGAAGAAGCAGACAUGCUGAGUAGACAUCCAGGAACCAUCAUGAGCGUGCAGUCAGUUCCUCAUGAUUGGUUGUUUCCCAAGAUCCGUGCUGUGGUGCAUCAUGGUGGUGCUGGUACAACUGCUGCUGGUCUUCGUGCGGGAAGACCUACCAUUAUCAAGCCGUUCUUUGCAGAUCAGUUCUUUUGGGGAGAACGAGUGGAAGAAAUGGGAAUAGGAAGAUGCAUCAAGAAUCUGACUGUAGAUACUCUGUCUGCUGCUUUGAGAGUGGUGUCUACUGAUGAAAACAUGCUCAAAGUGGCUAACCGUGUUGGUCAAAAAAUUCGUGCUGAAACGGGCGUGGACACAGCCAUUCAGUGCAUUUAUCGUGAUAUGGAGCUUGCUAAAGCGAGAACAUCGUCGUCCAUUCUCAAGACGAGUAAGGGGGGUGAGGAUAUGAUGGCAUCCAGCUUUGGAGAGGAAGAUCAGGAUUGGACCAUCAUUGAGGAUGUUGCCUCUGGCUCUAUAUCGCCAGAUUCUUGGAAACCCACAGACACGGAAGAAAAAUCAUAA